Messenger RNA from Labrus bergylta (ballan wrasse), 1849 nucleotides. Its product is annotated as fibulin-7. Gene Ontology annotation, molecular function: calcium ion binding. NCBI's taxonomy places the organism in Eukaryota, Metazoa, Chordata, Actinopteri, Labriformes, Labridae. The record is from RefSeq and is a predicted model, not a curated record.
UUCAAAGUUCACACUGCCUGCAACUUUUGACACAUUUGAAGACUGAUUUUUGGAAUCACUGGAAACAUGUUUGCCUCAGCUGUGCUUGUCUUCACCUUGUGUUUGUGCUAUCUGAAUCCUACCGUUGGACAGGACUGUCAAAGUAGACAGGAUCUACAGGGCUCUCUGAAGCAGAUCCAGAAGCUCCUCUCAACAUACGAAGCCUCUAAUUUGCAAAGUCUGCGCAACCUUAAGAAGAAAAUAAACCUGUUGCAGAGCACAGCUGGGAAGCAGAUCACAAAAGCCGUCAACAGUACCUGCCCAAAACUGGACGCACCGAUGAAUGGAAGGAAACUUGGCAGGUCUCACAGUGUGGGCCAUGAAGUUCACUUCCUGUGUGAUCCUGGAUACGAACUUGUAGGAUCAGAGAGCAGGGUUUGUCAGGACAGCCUGACCUGGAGCGGCCAGCAGCCUGCCUGCCGAGACACCAAUGCAUGUGCGUGCUCUCCGUGCCUGAAUGGAGGGACAUGCGUGGAUGAACGGAAGAAGUUCUCUUGUGUUUGUGCCAAAGGCUGGGCUGGAGCUACCUGUCAGAACCAAAUGCCAAAAUUCUUUGUCAUCAUGACAAACACCUCUGCAGCCACCUCCCCAGCCACAAAUGCUGCCGCAGCAGCUACCUUACCUGCUGCCACCUCAGGGCCCUUUGUCCGUCCAUCCCGUUGCACUUUAACGCAGGGGACCACCCACUGCACCUGUGAGCCAGGAUACACCAUCUCUGGCAGGGAUAGCAACACCUGCACUGAUAUAGAUGAAUGUGAGCUGUUCCAUAACGGUCAGGCUGGGAGACUCUGUUUGCACACUUGCAUUAACACACCUGGAGGUUACCGCUGUUCCUGCCCUGUUGGAUACAAUUCCACCCGUGAUGGACGCAGCUGCAAAGAUAUUGAUGAGUGUGCCACCAGACAGAACAAUUGCACAAAGGACCAGACGUGCAUUAAUACAUAUGGAGGUUUCCAGUGUGUACAUGUGGAUUGCCCUAAAGUUCCUCAUGCAACAUAUGUCAAGACGUCACCCAUGCGUUGUGAGCGUAACCCCUGUCCCUUGGACAACAAGGCAUGCUCUCAGACCCCAAACUCCUUCUCCUACCAUUACUUGGCUGUGGUUUCCAAUCUGUCAGCUCCUCGUGUCAUGUUUAGAGUUUCAGCGUUGCGUCCAAUGGGUGACACACUUCGCUUCUCCCUGCUGGGUGGAAAGCUAGCUCGGCGCCACUUCACAGUCCAGCGCUCAGACCGGUUGACAGGUCAGCUGAUGCUGGUGAGCCCCGUGCAGGGUCCUGCCACACUCGAGGCUGAAGUGGAGAUGAGCGAGCUGGAGAAGGGAGUCCAGCUGGGGAGGUUCAUCACCAAAGUCACCAUGUUUAUUUCUCAGUACGAGUUCUAGAAAGAGAGGGGUAGCUGUAGGAAACACACAAAUAAGAACAAAGGGCAAACAAAAGGCUGGGUUGGUAUGAAAUUAAUCAUAGCAUAAAUCAAUCUAAAGAACACGGCACAGUUUCUAAAGGAGUUUCUUCAGGUCAAAAAACGGAAACAUCAGCAGCCAACAUAUUGACUCUCAAGUUCAGCUUCAAUGUUAGUGUGAUGUGUUUGUGAUGUCUCAGGACAAGAGCGUAUGUAAACAUAUUUAAUGCACAAAGAUAGCAACGGGUCUGGUUGGUAUAAAACGGGAAAGACAUGUAGCAACCAAAACAGUGAAACAGCAUUCAAGUAGAAAAAACAUGUUGUUGCCAUGUAUGUUUAGUAUACUGGAAAUGUUAUUUUAACGUUUAGAGAGUUUGAGUGUUUCUAUGUACAUUUAAGUUUGACUUCUAGUU